GAAACAUUGUCCUUCAAUUUAGCAGCAUAGGGACUGGCCAGUAAUACCUGAUAUGAUUUCUUCCAAUGUGGUUGGAGGGACUGUUUUAUUUAAUGUCAUUUCCAAUAAAAGUUCUAGGUUGGCAGUCAUGACUGUUGACAUCUGCAUCUUCUGGGAGCUCACUGUUAAAAAUCCUUAAUUAAUUUAGAUUUUUAAAAAUGAGAAGCUUUCUAAGGCUUUUGCAAUAAUGUAGACUAUUGUUUUAAAAAGAACUGGGUUGUAGGCUACUUCAUCCAGGUCCAUGGGCCUUCUCCUUAUUAUUUUAAAGAGGGGAAGCUGAUGUUUUCCAAAUAUGGUAGAAGGUAAGUUAAACAAUAUCAAGCGAAGGGGCUUAUGCCUGGGAAGGUGGGAAGUUUCUGUAAACUUUGCCAAUUGAUUUUAUUUAUUAUUACAUUUGUGCAUUCUACCACUUCAGUAUGCACAAUGGAAAUGCUUAAAAAAAAAAAAAGGCCAUAUAUUACAAAUAUAUUUAAUUAUUUCACUAGUGAAAGGGGUUUCUUGAUUUUUGUGAAGCUCAGAAAAAUCUUCCCAAGGUGGAAUACAAGACUUAAAAUGGUCAUAGUUAAAAAUGAGAGCUGCUCCUGAGGGAAGGGGCCUAAUCUUAUGAUUGCUAAGGCCCCAAGCCAGGCUUUCUCCAUCCCUAUCUGCUAGCCUGAUUUCUCUGAGGGUUGAGGCAUGCACCCUCCCUAUUUACUCCCUGGAACUCCACAACACUCUCCCCUUUGCCUAGUCCACAUGUGAUCCCUCUCCCUCUGAGACCAGCUCUGGAAAUACCCCACAGGUUGUGUGCCUUAUCCGCCGCAUCUCCAUGUGACUCUGGCGGGUAGGGGAUCUUUAAUCAUGCACCCCUGUUCUCAACUGUACCCCAGGGUGAGAUAGAUAGGCCUGUCUUUCUGCAGAGGUCUCUGCCAGGAGCAUACUCACAAGCAGCAGCUCACAAGUCUCUUGGAUCAAGCGGCACUUCCUAUACUAGUGAGUGGUAGGAGUGGCUAGUUCUCUGAUUCAGGAAACAUACCUGAAACGUUCGGUUGCAUGGGAACCAGUGCCUAAGCCAAUUCAGUCCAAGUGCCACUGCCUUCUCCAAUGUGGCAGUUCUCCAGCCAUGUUGGGGGAUGGGCUUCUCUGUGCCCCUCCACAGCCUCCCAUUGGAUAUGGCCACAAGGGCUCUCUUGCCACCCCACCUAGGAACUACAACGUCUCCGCCUCCCCACCCCACUCUCCCACCCGGUAGGCACCAUGUGCAGCCUGCUUGUGUGUGCCUGCAGCCGGUGAUCCCACCAAUCGCCUGUGGGCAGGAAGAUCACAGAUGGGGCUGGCCUGCAGGCUCAGCUGGGAACGACCCCUUUGCGGUGGAGCAGGCCUCUCAGGACAGCUUUCUAGCCGAUGCUGUUGUGGGGGCGCAGUCUUCCUGCACCGGCUUUGUGUCGGGCACGGGUCCUGCCUAGCUGUCUGUCCUGCUGCGGGCGGUCCGGCAAAGGGAGCCGUGGAUCCGCCCCAGGCCGGUUGGCAGGGCCUGGCCGGUCCCCCAGAGACGGGCCUCCAGCGCAGAGCACUUUUGUGAUUGCUACAGAGGGGAAGGGACUGUCCUUACAAGCCAGCACGAACCAAAAUUAGUUUCUGGGAUGCCAGGAAUGGAGGAGGCGCAAAGGAGAGAGCGUCCAGAUGCAAGAAUGCGGCUCUCUUGUCCCUCGUGGCACCCUCCUGCAAAAUGAGAGGCCUGUGUUCUGCUGCUGGCCGGGAGGGAGUCCCUUACCCUUUGCCUGGGCUCCGGGCCUGGCUGGAUUUGGUCUGUGCCAAAUUUGGUCUUUCUCUGUCCUCCUCUCUCUCAGCCGUGUAGCUCCCUCAGUGGGGUUCCCGGGCUUCUCUGCUGUCUCUCCCCGUGGUCCACAUCUGAGCCUGAUUGUUUUCCGCUCUCCCCAGUCUAGCCCUCUACCCUUCAGCCGCAAAGGUCUGGCGAGCCGUUUCUCUGGCGGGCUGUCCUGGCAGUUGUACUGCUCAUAAGUUUUUAAAACAGAAAAGCAGAUACAAGGAAUAUAUAUUUGGGGCCAUUUUUUUUUUCUCAUUAAAACCUCUAGAUGCUAGAAGCAUCCCACCCAGCAACCUGUUUUUCAUUCCUGCAGAUCCAGUAGUUGCUCCAUAAGUUAUAAAAAGGUAAAUAGUAACACAGCAAUGAAAAAUUCCUCUGAACUACACCCCAGCCUUUUCUGUAUCACUCCUAUCUGUCUGUAUUGAACUUUUAUUUUGUAUAUUUUCUUCUUAAAAUGACUGAUAGGGAAAAAGAAGAGAAAUAGAAAAACUGGGACUUUCAUUUGAAUCCUGCUUGGAAUUUGGAGACACUUAGUACCUGACUCCCAGGGACUGUUGACAUUCAGGGACGUGGCCAUAGAAUUCUCUCCAGAGGAGUGGGAAUACCUGGACCCUGCUCAGCAGGAUUUGUAUAGGGAUGUGAUGUUAGAGAACUACAGAAACCUGGUCUCUUUGGUAGAACUUGCCAUCUCUAAGCUGGACCUGGUCACCUUUUUGAAACAAAUGGAAGAACCCUGGAAUGUGAAGAGAGAGGAGACAGUAGCCAAACAUGCAGCACUACAUACUAAAGGAAGAAAUGAGCAGUCUUUGGAAAGCCCCAGGGAAGCCCAUGAUGUUGGGUAUAGAAUUGGAUUAAAUACUCAGUCAAAUAUUUUUGAAGACCAGAGAUUUAAAAUUGAAGAGGAUAUUUCUAAAUGUGAUCAAUUUGAUGGGUCCUUUGUAAAAAGUUUAGUAUUCUUCCACCAACAGAUAAUACCAUUUUGUGCCAGAAUCUACAACUGUGAUCCGUAUUGUAAGGAUUCUACCCAAUCAUCAUUGCUUAAUCAAUAUCAGGGAAUAGAUAUUUGGGAAAAACAUUACAUAUCCAAUAAAACUUUGAUGUCCUUUAUCCAGGAUUCAUCCCUAAAUAAUUACCAAGAUAUUUAUAUUAAUAAGAGAAAUUAUCAAUGCAGUGAAUCUGAAAUAACCUUGAACCAAGACUCUUGCUCAAGAAAAUAUCAGAAAUCUCAACAUCCAGAUAUCCAGAACAAAUAUAAAAAAUGUGAGAAAGUCUUUAAUCAAGCAUUAAAGCUUAUUAGCAAUGAGAAUACCCACAUUCAAGAGUAUUCUCACAAAUGUGAUGAAUGUAUAGAAUCUUUUACCCAGUCAGGGAAACAUUCUGAAAAUCAGGAAGUUAAUAUUAGAGAAAACUCAUACAGAUUUAAUAAACAUGAGGAGGUUAUUAGUCAGUCAUCCAAUCUAAGAAAACAUAACAUAAUCCAUACUGAAAAAAACCUUUGCAAAUGUAAAGAAUGUGGCAAAAUCUUUGACCAGAGUUCACAGUUUCAACAUUAUCAGAAAAUUUAUACUGGGGAUAAACCUUACAAAUGUAAAGGAGGUAGUAAAGUCUUUACUUGUUCCUCAAAUCUUACUGUGUAUCAAAAAAUUCAUAGUGGAGAAAAACGCUAUAAAUGUAAAGAGUGUGGCAAAGCCUUUAACCAUAAUUCAACCCUUACUCAACAUCAGAGAAUUCAUUCUGGAGAAAAACCCUACAAAUGUAAUGAAUGCAGCAAAACCUUUAAUCAGCUAGGAAGCCUUAGACAACAUCAGCAAAUUCAUACUGGAAUAAAACCCUACAAAUGUGAAGAAUGUGGCAUAUCCUUUACUCAGUUGGGAAACCUUAGACAACAUCAGCGAAUUCAUACUGGAGUGAAACCCCACAGAUGUGAAGAAUGUGGCAUAUCCUUCACUCAAUUGGGAAGCCUUAGACAACAUCAGCAAAUUCAUACUGGAGUAAAACCCUACAAAUGUGGAGAAUGUGGCAUAUCAUUUACUCAGUUGGGAAGCCUGAGGCAACAUCAGCGAAUUCAUACUGGAGUGAAACCCUAUAAAUGUGAAGAAUGUGGCAUAUCCUUUACUAAGUUUUCAAUACUUAGACAACAUCAGAGAAUUCAUACUGGAGAAAAACCAUACAAAUGUGAACAGUGUGGAAAAGCCUUUAACUGUAGUUCAAACCUUGCUCAACAUCAAAGGAUUCAUACUGGAUUAAAACCCCACAGAUGUGAAGAAUGUGGCAUAUCCUUUACUCAGCUGGGAAGCCUUAGACUACAUCAGCAAAUUCAUACUGGAGUGAAACCCUACAAAUGUGAAGAAUGUGGCAUGUCCUUUACUCAGUUGGGAAGCCUUAGACAACAUCAGCGGAUUCAUACUGGAGUGAAACCCUACAAAUGUGAAGAAUGUGGCAUAUCCUUUACUAGGUUUUCAAUACUUAGACAACAUCAGAGAAUUCAUACUGGAGAAAAACCUUACAAAUGCGAAGAAUGUGGCAAAGCCUUCAACUGUAGUUCCAGCCUUACUCAACAUCAGAGAAUUCAUACUGGAUUGAAACCCUACAAAUGUAAAGAAUGUGGCAAAGCCUUUAACCGUAGUUCACACCUUACUCAACAUCAGAGAAUUCAUAACGGAGUGAAACCAUACAAAUGUAAUGAAUGUGGCAAAGCCUUUAACUGUAGUUCACACCUUACUCGACAUCAGAUAGUUCAUACUGGAGAAAAACCUUAUAAAUGUAAAGAAUGUGGUAAAUCCUUUACCCAGUCUUCAGGCCUUAAACUACAUCAGCGAAUUCAUACUGGAGUGAAACCCUACAAAUGUGAAGAAUGUGGCAUAUCCUUUACGAGGUUUUCAAUACUUUCUCAACAUCAGAGAAUUCAUACUGGAUUGAAACCCUACAAAUGUAAAGAAUGUGACAAAAUCUUUUCCUGUAAUUCACAGCUUACUCAACAUCAGAAAAUUCAUACUACAGAAACCCUAUAGAUGUAAUACAUGUCAAAACAGUUUUACCUAAAAUAUAGAACUUAGAAAUCACCAUAGAGUUCAUUGGAAAAGAAACUUUACAUAUGUAAUAAGUAUGGGGAAGUAUAUAAUAGAACUUUUAAGUCUUUGUGCAUCAGCAGAUUCACAUAAGUAAAUACUAAAGCACACUUUCAGAUUUUAUACUAAGUAUUUAUUGUGGAGAACAAUGCAAAGUCAAAGCAAUUAGGUAAUUUAUUUGAUUAUGUUUUUCAAAAGGGCAAGAACAUUGAUGUUUGGGUGAAUAUAAUUAUGUUCAGUGGCUACUUUAUGUUGAAAGUACCUGAGAUUUUUCAAAAGUAAAUAUUGAUGUAAUUCAGUUCUCAAAUUACUUGAUGCUGUACUUUAAUCCCUAGUGUUUAUGGAAAAAUAUGAGUUCUCUUAUUUCUCCAUAAGAGCGAUGAGAGGCCAUUCAGUGUUAGGUGAAUAUUAUUAUCAGUUUUCCCUUGAAAGUUUAAUGGCAAAAGUAAAAUGCACUAGGAAAAUCUAAAGGAAGAUGAUUUUUGUGCUUAAAUUAUAAAACAAUGAUGCAUGCCAUCAUACAGUACGUGUCCAGGGCAUUUUUCUUCCAUAUUAAAGUAAGAGAAACAUUCUGAAUUUUCAACAUAAAUCAUUUUACUAAUUGCUUCCUAUGAUCUUUAUAGUAGAAUGAAAUAGAAGUCUUGAGUAUUAUUUGAUGUUCGAGAGGACACAGAAAUCUUGAGUGUUAUUUGAUAUGAUAGAAAUAAAAACAUCUUCACAGAUAAUCAGGAAAGAAAAGAUAACUCCUGUUUGAAAGAUUGUGUAUGUAUUCAAAUCAAUGUGCACUAAAUAGCCUCAGUUUUUUAAAUUAAAGCACAAGCCUAAAAUUUCUGUAUUAGACAAAAAGUAAUGCUUUUUGACUGCUUGUGACCAGGAACAUAUAGUGAGUUUUAAAAUGCUUUAUUUGGGGUAUUGGUUAAUUAAUUUGUUUUGAGUAAUGAAACUAAAUGGUUUUUAAUGUUUUGACAUUAAGGUACAGUGAAAGAAAUGUUAUCUUGCCACCAAUGUUAAACUAUCUUAUCUUGUCCAAGAUUAUAGUUAACAGAUGAAAAUAAUGUAUUAUUGGCUAACACAGUAGAAUGCCUUUUCUAGUAAUUUCUUCCUGAGGACCUAAAGUUCCAAUAAUUUGGAGAAUUUUGUUCUCAUGUUUACUAUUUUGUAUGUUUUUCUCUUUUUUGUAACUAUGGAAUUAUUGUGAUGGCUAUAAUAAAAAUUAUAUGGGAGUAUAAUUUAAAUCCAUAGGUUUAAAUCCUAAAUCACUAUUCACUAUCACUAAAUCACUAUAAAAUUUUACCUAAAAUU
This is a messenger RNA of Microcebus murinus (gray mouse lemur), 6216 nucleotides long. NCBI's taxonomy places the organism in Eukaryota, Metazoa, Chordata, Mammalia, Primates, Cheirogaleidae. The record is from RefSeq and is a predicted model, not a curated record.